UUUGUUUGUGAUUGGAAAAACAAAUUCAUUGUUGCUAUCCCUGAUUGCUAGGUUAUUAAAUGUUUCACCUCAAUUUUUUAAUUGUUUAAUGAAGCGAUAGAUUACGAUAUAUAUAUAUCGUAAUUAUGGAAAAUCAAGAUACCCCUCAAAUUAUCACUCACAUAGAACAUAAUCUUGAUCAUUCGUUGUUCGAUUGUAAGUGGAUUCCUUGUUCGGCGAAAUUUGUUGUUAUAGGAUCUCUACCUAAAGGAAGUGGCACAAUUGAAAUUUUUGAAAUAACAUCUGGCGAAAUAAAUAAAAUAAAGGAGAUAGAACGUCCAAAUUCUUAUAAAUGCUGUACGUUUGGAGCCAGCAGUGAUAUCGAACGGCGACUUGCAACUGGUGACUUUAAGGGUACCCUAGAAAUAUGGGAUCUUGAAAAAAGUUGCCAAGUAUACAUAACAAAAGAACAUUCAGAUAUAAUUAAUUCAGUAGAUGGAAUUGGUGGUAAUAUUGUGAAUUGUGGAGCUCCUGAAAUUGUAACUGGAAGUCGGGAUGGAACUGUUAAAGUUUGGGAUCCUCGACAAAAGGGUAAACCAGUUGCAAAUAUGCAACCAGUAAAAGGAGAAACAAAAAGAGAUUGUUGGGCGGUGGCAUUUGGUAACUCUUUCAAUGAUGCAGAAAGAAUUAUUACAGCUGGUUAUGAUAAUGGUGAUUUAAAAAUGUUUGACCUUCGCACAAUGUCUUUGAGGUGGGAAUGCAAUUUAAGAAAUGGGGUGUGCUGUGCUGAAUUUGACCGUAAGGACAUUCCAAUGAACAAAUUGGUAGCGACUACCUUGGAAGGGAAGUUUCAUGUGUUUGAUGUUAGAACACAGAAUCCUACUAAAGGGUUUGCACAGGUGCUUGAUAAUACAAUUAAGAGUGGCACAAUAUGGGUGGCACGACAUUUACCACAAAACCGUGACUUGUUUGUGACUUGUGCUGGUAAUGGGCAUGUAUCAUUAUGGAAAUAUGAAUAUCCCGAACAACGCUACCAUGUCGAUGCCCAAGGAGUGGCCGUCGGUAUUCCCGGUAAAUUGAAGCGCUUACAACGCAUGGUGAUUAGCUCGCAGCCGAUAAACGCAUGGGAUUGGAACAAGGAUCACUUCGGCCUAGCUGUUGCUACGGCGUAUGACCAGUAUGUUAGGGUUCUAGUCACUACGAAGCUGAAUUUACAUUAGUUGUCAUUUAUUUUUAUUUUUUAUUUGAAAAAAAAAAACAUGCAUAAGUAAGGCCCUUUAUUUGAUAUAGUUACAUUUGACCUCAGAAAAGGGGUUUUGUAGUGUAAUUACUCAAGAUAUUACAAUUAAUUUAAAAUGUGAUAUGUUGACGUUUAAAUAAAUAGCUCUACAAUUAUCCUUUUUAUUUAUUACUUCUAAAGUGAAUAUGUAACAUCACACGCAGCUUGUACCUACAGCCUAACAAAACGUACCUCUUAGUAUAUUUACAAUUUAAGUGUUUAAAAAAAACACAGUGUGUGCAUUUUGUUAACGAAGUAAAUAAAACAACAUGUUAAUUUUCUAACUCAAAAGAGCGUUUUAUUGUAUCUUAGCGCUUAUCAUAAAUAAAAUUAAGGCUAGCAUUCAGUUCUUAUUUUAGACUAACGUCAGAGCAGUUGGUUUGUCGUGGGUGAAGCCGUGGUCCGGUACAGCCAGUAUUGAAUCACUCCGAAGAAACUUUGUCUUGUUAUUCUUCCGUAAAGCGACCAAAGCUUGGGAUUAUUAUUAUUACAUACAACUAAGUUUUUAUUAUUUCAUAAUCCAAGCCGAUACACUUAUACGCAAGUGACACUUAGCCAACCACACUUUAACUGAUAAUGCUAAAUAUUCAAACGGAAAUCUUUAACACAUUGAAGCGUAAAACAGACAAAGUAUUUCAUUAUAAGCUAAAUGAACACUAAAUUGAAGGUAGAUUUAAUGAUGAUAAUAUAUUCUAUUUUUUACUUCAGGAAAGGUCAAUAUAAUACACUAAGGUACAAUGUAAUGUUACUAUCACUUUUUGCUUUAAACAUAUUAUUAUCGUUAUUGUAUAAGACAUGUUAUCUAUAAGCUAGCAAAGAGAUUCAAUGUGAUCAAAGUGACGUUUCUUAAAAAACUCAAAAUUUCCACGUAUUUCAAUCUCUUCGCCUAACGUGUAGAUAAACAACCACACUUAGACUAACUGUCUCGUUUGCCCUGAUAGUUACAAUCCCUUAUAAAAUUAUUCAUUGCAGACUUUAACAUAUAACAGGAAAAUACAAAAAUUAUACAUGUGACUACCCAUACAGAUUAUAUUACGGCCAAAAAUGAAGCCUUACCGAAUGAUACCUAUAUAAACUGCCGACCAUCACUACUAGUGGAUUCAAAUUGUACAAAAACUAAUUGUUUCAAAUUUUGUAAACCUUUAUCGUCUACACUCUAUUAACUUACAAUAAUUUACAAUUUUUUUUUUUAACUAGGGCAUGUGUUCAUGCAAAUCAAACUGUAAAUCCGAUAUUGAGAUCCAAAUAAAUUAUUAUAUAAGUCUAAUUAAAGGAUUAUAAAUUUCAAAAUAAUGUAAGAACACACUAUGAGAACUGUUGAUGCAUCAUUAUUGGUAUUUCUCAACCCACAUACUGUGAUAUGAGAAAUACCAACAGGCAGACAAAGGAUUUAUAUAUGAAAGACAAGACAACUUCUUACCUAUAAGAGGAUACCUGUACUAAUAUAGAUAAAAUUUAUUAAAAUCAUGUAUGUAAAAGAAAAUACACACUUCAUCACAGCACAGUGCAAUGAAUUGUCAAAUUACAAUGCAUGUUUAUUCAAAGGUUGCUUUUUAAUUAUAAAAAUAUAUGACCUUUUUAGAACUCCCUUUGAUUGAUGGGAAAUAUUCUUAUAUGUAUUUCACCUCAUAUACUAUUUAAUUUUAUAAAUCACUGACACAAAAAUAAACGCACAAACAUUAUUUUAUUAUAUGUAAUUAUUCAUUAACAAAAACAUGAAUACACCAAAGCGAUGAGUUAAAAUUAAGGCCAAAUCGGAAUACAGUUUUUCACUAUACUACUGAGGCAGAAUUAAAAUUGUUAAAAAGCGUCUUACAGUGAAGUACAUGUUUUUGCAAAUCAAUAUUUUUUGUGUUUGCAUACAAAUGACUAUUAUUGUUUUAUAUCUAGUAAAUUAAAUUUCAAUGUGUAUUGAAACCAUCCCAUAAACUAAUUGGAAACAAAUGCUAAACGAUUCUAGAACUAACAUCACUUAAACCGACGAAGCCACAUUAAAAACCGAACAUAAAUUAAACGAACAGUCAUAUUUACAUUUCAUUAUUAUACCAUUUUAUUUUUCUAUAUCCAUUAUCAUCGAUUGCAUUAUUACUAUCAUUGAAAAGAAAAAAACAAA
This is a messenger RNA of Zerene cesonia (dogface butterfly), 3371 nucleotides long. It is a transcript of the gene Wdr92, whose product is annotated as WD repeat-containing protein 92. Gene Ontology annotation, molecular function: ubiquitin binding. Bases 126 to 1199 code for a protein of 357 amino acids. The record is from RefSeq and is a predicted model, not a curated record. The transcript has 6 exons. NCBI's taxonomy places the organism in Eukaryota, Metazoa, Arthropoda, Insecta, Lepidoptera, Pieridae.